Molecule: messenger RNA, 1690 nt
Organism: Notolabrus celidotus (New Zealand spotty)
Lineage: Eukaryota; Metazoa; Chordata; Actinopteri; Labriformes; Labridae
Gene: dxo
Product: decapping exoribonuclease
Exons: 7
Coding region: 202-1467 (421 amino acids)
Biological process (GO): nuclear-transcribed mRNA catabolic process; NAD-cap decapping
Cellular component (GO): cytosol; nucleus
Molecular function (GO): mRNA 5'-diphosphatase activity
Source: RefSeq, a predicted model, not a curated record
CUACUGCCACCAAGCGGAUUGGAUGAGCGGCUGCAUGCGGAAGUAGUUUUUUCUGUUAGCCUGUUCUGCCAGCUAGCUAUGAUCUAUGGCUGUGUUCUCGCUUCGCUCCUUGAGGAAAUCGUGUUUACUAUUGGGACGUACUUUGCAGUGACAGAAACCCAUCGGUAGCUGCAAAUUUUGUCUGUGCUGCUUGUGGUAGCAAUGGACCAGCACGAAUAUCACCACCCCAACUCCAGCUACCACAGAAAACGCCAGUCAUCCUAUCAAAGAGAAGGGGGCGCCAGUGGAAGAAGUCACUAUGAGAGCAGACACCUCAGACCAAACCAUCACCGCCAGCACCAGUCUGGGCCAAACCCAACUGGCUCUCGGGGUUUGAGCACCAGGAGAGAACUGUAUGAAAGAGACUUUCCUGUGUACAAACAGCCGGUGGAGAUAGGAAGCUUCUCUCUUGACUCAGAGCGUAGAUUCUUUAAUGACGCCAGGAAGUUGAGAUAUUAUGUGGAACCAGACAAAACGCCUAAUUUUGACCUAAAGGAUGGGUACAGGGAUCGUUUCAGAAAGAGAGAUGAUGGCGUGAAGGAGAAACUGGACCACAUCCUGCGGUGGAUUUUGGCCAAUAGGUCAAAGCUCAACUCCAAGCCGACCACGACCAAAUCAUGUGCUUUAGAUGUGGAUUUUGUGACAUGGCGUGGUCACCUGACCAAGCUUCUGACCACCCCCUAUGAAGCACGAGAGGGCUGGUUACUGGCGGUCACACUGUUCAGAGGCACGCUUUACAUCAGUGAAGUGGAAACAGAGGCUGCUCUGCGGGAACGAGAGAACCGCACUCAGAGGCAUGAAGAGAUGAUGUACUGGGGAUACAAGUUUGAGCAGUACGCAUGUGCAGAUGACAUCCACAGUUCACCUGACCCGGGCGGGGUGGUGAACACUAACGAGGCUUUCUGCACCGUGGUGCAAACUCGACUCGCAGAACACAGACUUCUGUUCUCAGGGGAAGUGGACUGCCGGGAUAAGGAUCCAAAUGCUCCGGGUCCUCCUGCGUGCUACAUCGAGCUGAAGACCUCUGCAGAGAUCUGCACUCCAAAACAGCGCAGUAACUUCCACAGGUUCAAAUUGCUCAAGUGGUGGGCUCAGUCUUUUCUCCCUGGAGUGCCUCGGGUCGUGGCGGGCUUCAGGGAUCAUGAAGGAGUGGUUGUCGGCGUGGAAACGUUUCCUAUCUCGAAGAUUUCCCAUCUCAUCAAGAAUGAACACAACUGCUGGAAGCCAACAGUGUGUAUGAACUUCUGCUGUGACUUUCUAUCUUUUGUGAAGCAAACAGUGACUGAAGACAAUCCAAGGGUGGUGUACCUGUUCUGCUACGAGCCCCACGGUGAUGUGACCUACUCCCUCCACAGAGACUCCCAGUAUUCCUUCCUGCCUCACUGGUAUGUGGAGGAGAUGACAAGAAGUCACGACUCACUCCAUUAGUCCUGAUUUACAACUAAGACAAGUUCAACUGGGACUGUUAAUCUGACCUCCACUGGAGGACUUUUUUUUAAUCAAACUACAUCACGACUUGUUGUGAAUGUAAUGUCACUGAUCCUUACUUUGGUGGUCUGGUGGCAUUUUUGUGUCUUUUAAUUGUGUGUGAGAAAAAAACAACCUUUUUUUUACUUGGCAUGUAGUGAUUUUAAAUAAAACACUAAUGACA